AUGGAAACUAUUAAGAACGCUGCUAAUGCUGUUAGCGAUAAAAUCAGUGAAGUAAUCAGUGGUUCAUCAGCAGAAUGUCACAAGGAACAAGCUAAAGAUUCAAGCAAUACUGUUGGUGAACGUGUUGGUGCUGGCAUUGAUUAUGUUAAAGAUAAAGCUGAAGAAGCUGGUCAUGCUGCAUCAAAAGAAGUUAAUAAACAAAAAGCAACGCAUUAG
Adineta steineri is the source of this 216-nucleotide messenger RNA. The record is from the annotation of a GenBank genome assembly. NCBI's taxonomy places the organism in Eukaryota, Metazoa, Rotifera, Eurotatoria, Adinetida, Adinetidae.